AAACCUGAAGUUUCCUCGUAAUUCCCUACUAUUUCAUCAUGUUUUCUGCGUUCUACAUCCAAACAACUUCGUAUUCACGCAAUCCUCAAUUCCCCCAAACGUAAUUUCUAGCUGAAGAAGAACCAACCAAACUUCUCCUCAAUCUCCACAAAACUUUCCCAACAUCAUAUCAUAUACUAUACAAAGACCAAAACUUUUCCACAAAUUAAAUUUCAUCCUGCCCACACACAAUUUUCUUGAAAAAUGUCUGGCAUGCUCCCUGGUGUUGAGUGUGCAAGGAGGAGGAGACUUCAUCAGAGCAAUAGGGUGUUGUUGGAUUCACCCUCUUCUCCAUCUGCCUAUUUCUCAAGCACAAGAAAAUCCUUCUUUUGUUUGUACACUAGCAACAACUCAUCCCCUUCCAUGGGGAGUGGUUUAACACAGGCCUACCAUGAUGAGAUGAUGGGUGAGGUUGCCAGAGAAGCCAAGCAGAGAUUGGAUGAGAAGCUUAGAGCUAGAUGGAAACCAGAUCACAAGAGGAAUGGGAAAAGGCCAGAAAUGGGUAUUUUGCAGAGGGUGGAUUUGGGGCUGAAGAAUACUGGCCUCAAUAAGUUGUGUUGCGCCAGAAAUUCUGGGUUUGAAGGCUUGGGCAACCUCGAGAAAUAGUCAUUAGUCAUGACAAUAUAAUUUAGACGGAUUAGAUUUUAAUUCGAUCGAGUUGCGAUGUUUUUGUUGUAUUGCUAUUUGUUAAUGAACAAAAAGUGAAAUUGCAAUGACUUUUUAUAUAAUUUUUGGUACUAUAAGAAUUGUAUUAUGUGUUU
Ipomoea nil (Japanese morning glory) is the source of this 800-nucleotide messenger RNA. RefSeq lists its product as uncharacterized. The record is from RefSeq and is a predicted model, not a curated record. The coding region runs from base 244 to 645 and encodes 133 amino acids. The transcript has 3 exons. NCBI's taxonomy places the organism in Eukaryota, Viridiplantae, Streptophyta, Magnoliopsida, Solanales, Convolvulaceae.